Messenger RNA from Phytophthora infestans T30-4, 531 nucleotides. RefSeq lists its product as uncharacterized. The transcript is spliced from 4 exons. NCBI's taxonomy places the organism in Eukaryota, Oomycota, Peronosporomycetes, Peronosporales, Peronosporaceae. Bases 1 to 531 code for a protein of 176 amino acids. The record is from RefSeq and is a predicted model, not a curated record.
AUGACUCCGCCGGCACGCGCGACGUUCCUUCGCUCGGUUUCAGUCGCGAGUCAAGCGGGGGGCUCGUUAUUACCAGGCUCCAUCGUCGAAACUUGUCUCCAAAAACGAGCUUCGAUAAAGUCGACGAUCGUGUUCGGCCUAAGCUCAAAUUUUGCGAAGGUUUCCGCUGGCAGGCUGCAGCUAUCGGCGACAAGCGGCGGCGUUAACUCAGCGGCUCCGGCGCUGCUAUUAGCGACACAGAUGCAAUGCUGGGUGUUGGUCGGCCUCAUGUCGGACGCCGCUGAGCGGAUCAUGGCUGUGUGCGACAAGCUUCUGCCAACGUGGCGUCGCCGACCGCGCUGCACGAGUAUUACCCACUGUCACUGUGAUGCAUUGGCAAAGGAAAAACAUGUACUUGGGACAAAGGAAGUCUGCGGCAACGAACAGCUAAGAACUAUGGAGCUUGGAUACAGAGCCAAUCGUGGUGCUGGACUGCGCUCAGAUAUGUGUGCACGCAAGUUUCGGAAGUUGGCGUGCACGUCUUAUGCGUGA